Molecule: messenger RNA, 901 nt
Organism: Dermacentor silvarum
Lineage: Eukaryota; Metazoa; Arthropoda; Arachnida; Ixodida; Ixodidae
Product: gamma-glutamylaminecyclotransferase
Exons: 3
Coding region: 119-724 (201 amino acids)
Molecular function (GO): gamma-glutamylaminecyclotransferase activity
Source: RefSeq, a predicted model, not a curated record
AGUGUCCGUAACCUUCCGUAGCCUGCCGUUAGGUGGUGAAGCAAGCGAAGUGCUCAUUUCCAUACGUCCGUCAGCUUGUCAGCUGUUCGUCACGUGCUUCUGUUUGGGCGAAAAUUAAAUGCUCACCGCUGCGCUCCCCAGAUUAUUGUGUGUUAGAAGCCGUGGCGUGCGCUUUCUUACCAUUAUGGCUUGCCAGAAUACGCACAACAUUUUUGUGUACGGAACCCUGAAGACCGGCGAGCCCAACAACUACUUUAUGAAGGACUCCAACAACGGGAAGGCCACUCUGAUCGGUACCGCGGUGACCGUUAAGAAGUGGCCGCUUGUCAUAGCGUCGUCAUACAAUAUACCCUAUCUGCUGCACUGCGAAGGAAAGGGACAUAGUAUAUCAGGGGAGCUCUACAGCGUCGACGACAAAAUGCUGGCGAUGCUGGAUGAUUUUGAGUCUCAUCCUAAGUACUAUGUCCGGUCUGAAGAAGAGAUUGAACUUCUUGCGAGCAAAUCGAAUGACGAGAAGACAAAAAAGAAGAUCAAGGCAUGGAUUUACUUCCUGAAGGACUACCGGGAAGAGCUGUUACAGAGGCCUUACCUAGCCAACUAUUCAUCCAAGGGAGACCAUGGACUUGAAUAUGUGCCCAGGUACUUAAGACAAGCCCAGGAUCCCAAAAACUUGCACACACAGGACGUUCUUCUCAAGGGGGCAAUUUCAUGUGAUAAGCAGUGAGGAGACAAGCUGUACAGGUGACAUUUACUAACGAGCCACCAUGGGAACAAACGUCUUGCCAUGCCUGGUGAAAUGGCUUUGACAUCUCGCAAUUUUUUUUUUUUUUAUUGUUAUAACCUCCGUGUAUACGUCGAAGGCUGUUGUAUCUUUAGUAAAGAAUAUAUUUUGCAAUGUUAA